UGCGCCACAUGCGCGAGGCGUGCGGGAGGGCGGCCGUGUCGGAGCGCUGGCAGCGCGUGCAGCAGCAGCAGGUGGAGCACAUGCUGUCGGGCGACAGUGCCGCCGACCUCCGUCUCAGCCAGCUGCUGUUCGUCGACCUGGUGGCGACUGGACACGAGCGUGCGCCCGUCAUGCUGUGUGUGACGCCCUCUGACAUGCUGCUCAUGGAGUGCGACCUGCGCUGGCUCGUGCCCGGGAACGGCCAGGUCAAGAUACCGAUGCGCGACCGGGAGAAGGUGGCCAACAUCGUCGGCGUGGAGCUGCUGGGCGGCGCCGACGCCGGCCGGCCGUCACUGCGCCUGCUGUUCCGCGACGCCGGCUCGGCGGCUGAGGCCGUGUGGUCUUCCGUUGCCAGUGACAUCCGCGAGUGUUGUCAGGCCGCCCUGCGUGGCGGCUCGGGGGACGAAAGAUGGCUGAAGACAAACCUGGCAGCGCUUUACACCGGGCACUAG
Messenger RNA from Pollicipes pollicipes, 491 nucleotides. RefSeq lists its product as uncharacterized. Lineage: Eukaryota; Metazoa; Arthropoda; Thecostraca; Pollicipedomorpha; Pollicipedidae. The transcript has 5 exons. The coding region runs from base 9 to 491 and encodes 160 amino acids. The record is from RefSeq and is a predicted model, not a curated record.